Molecule: messenger RNA, 3810 nt
Organism: Verticillium nonalfalfae
Lineage: Eukaryota; Fungi; Ascomycota; Sordariomycetes; Glomerellales; Plectosphaerellaceae
Exons: 9
Coding region: 1-3810 (1269 amino acids)
Cellular component (GO): extracellular region
Molecular function (GO): pectate lyase activity
Source: RefSeq, a predicted model, not a curated record
AUGAAGUUUUCGGCCAUUCUUGGGCUCACGCCACUUAUCGCCUCGACGGUUCUCGCCUGCAAUGGUUACACCGGUGGUGUACCCGUGGCCACUAACACUGUCACAAAGUCUACCUACAUCGAGGUCAAGGCUGGCGAGGUCUACGACGGCCAAUGGCAGCGUUUCGACCGCGGCAGCGGUGCUUGCGGUGGCGAUAACGAAGGCGACUACAAAGAUGCCGUCUUCUACCUUCGCGCCGGUGCUACCCUGAAGAACGCAAUCAUCGGCAAGAACCAGGCAGAAGGUGUUCAUUGCGAUGGCCACUGCACCCUUGAGUUUGUCUGGUUCGAAGACGUCUGCGAGGACGCCAUUUCCAUCAAGAACGACAAGGCUGGCGCCCACUCCUGGAUCAUCGGCGGCGGUGCUUACAAGGCCUCAGAUAAGGUCGUGCAGCAUAACGGAUGCGGAACAGUCAAUAUCAUCAACUUCUUCGUCCAGGACUACGGGAAGCUCUACCGUUCGUGCGGCAACUGUAAGCGCAACGUCUACAUUGAGGGUGUAACGGCCAGAAACGGCGGAGAACUUGCGGGCAUUAACAAGAACUUUGGUGAUACUGCUACGCUGAAGAAUGUGUGCACUGAUGCCAAGACUCCCUGCCAGUUCUACCAGGGAUGCGCUGGUGGCUGGGCUGAAUCAGGGUGUCACACGUCGUGUCACACGGAGCUUCCGCCGCCGUGGAAGGAUGCAGAUCGGUGCCGUUACAAGGGCCCCUUCCAGUUGCCUAACGCAUGCGACAACCUCACCGACGACAGCAGGCAUAGAGAUGCCUCGCACAACAUCAUGGACUUUUGGUCACGACUCUUAGCUGGCACAUCGCUUGCCUCGGGCGACUCCCGCAAAGACGAUGGCAGCAACCCCACCAAGCGACUGCAUCGAUUCGACAAGGAGUUCAACCAAAUACUGCACAUUUGGAGGUCCUCUUCAAAUCUCGCCAAGGACGAUGACGCCGCCGAAGCUCUGGAGAUCCGUCUCCAAGAGCUGACCAACAUCCUCAGCGACGAAACCCGACGACCAUUACCUCAUACGUGCAUCCAGUAUGCCUCGAAGAAACAAAUCUAUAUCCCCAUCGGCAAAAUCGCGACUACCUCGUACAACGAAUGGAUCAUCAAGGAGGCCGUACAUCUCUUCGCAACGCUCGUGGAGACAGACGAAGAAGCUUUUGUCGAAAACUCAAACUUCUCUGCCAGCCUCACGAAUCUUCUUGUGCGGAUCACCGGGGUCAACAGCGUCCGGCUGGGGUCCGAUACCGAAGCCAAGGUUGUCGAACUUGCCUUCAACAUUACUACGAAGAUCCGACUUGACCGCGACAUCCUCCCGGUCUGGUUCAAGGCCGAGCCGCCCGGUCCGCGUGAGCUCGAGAAGACACAAGACAAGCAUGAGACCUUCGCUGGCCGAACCCAGAGGCAGGACUUUCCGCUGUUCUACAUAUUGAUGGACUACAUCCACCAGGAGGGAAAAGUCGGCGACUUUGCGAGGACGGGACUGCUCUACAUCAUCGAGUGCGCUUCCAGCUCGGAGCAACUGGAGCAGUGGAUCGUCGAGAGCGAUCUAUCAACACUCAUGUCGACAGGAUUAGGCGCUUUGUACAGCCAGCUUAGUCGCAAGCUGGUUAUCGACCACCUCCCACACGACUUGCCUCCCGUUCUUGCCCUCUCCGACUAUGAACACCCGACGUCGACGUACGAGAUCAUAAGCUCGUGCUCCCCCGACUUUCAGCUGCAUCUGGAGACUUUCUUGUCGCAUCUUCUUUUCUGGCAGGAUGUCUUGGAGCACUGUAAGUCAGUCGAGGUCAAGCAAACGCUGCUGGAGCAUUUCCAGGUUAUCUUUCUGCAACAACUUCUAUACCCAUCUCUUCUUGAGUCUUCCGAUAUCGACGGCGGCUCUUCCGUCGCUGUCUUGACCUAUCUGCGCCGUAUCCUUGAAUCCCUCGAUCAUCCGGACAUGAUCAACCUCAUCCUACACUAUCUCCUCGGGCUACCGAGCCAUCUAUCUGGCCGCGGGCCCGGCUCACGAACGUCCAUCAGCGACGCGCGCAAACGCAAAUCUAUGGAUCUCGCCUCCAUGAUGGCUUCGGCGAAUUCCGACUCGACUGCGACUCCACUCCUUUUCAAUCUCGUAGAUCUCAUGCUCGCGUGCCUGAGGUCCCACAACCAGCAGACAAUCCACGUCACACUGCAGCUGGUAUCGGCCAUUCUUAAGAGACAUCACCGGUACGCCGUCAUCACUCUGCUGCAUACGGAUGUCAUCGUGGGCGAGAGGGCCAAGCGAACUAUUGGUGCUCACGAGCAGGAGGUCGACUAUUUGGUCAACCUCGCUGGCUCAAUCGGCGGCCAGGACAACUUCGAUGAAAUCUACGACAGCAUCGUGAAGGAUACAAUGGCUCGCCUGGAGAGUCACCCCUGUUCUUUGAAGCUCGUGGCACCUAAAAUCUCCACCAACAACCACGAGUUACCUGCGAUCCCAGACAGUCUUCCCGGCGCUCCUCGUGACGUGCCACAACACACAUUGCGGCCUGAUGAUCCCCUUCUCAGCACAUUGCUGGAUCUGUUGGAGACUUUCUUCGUUAAUCCUGUCGAUACCAACCUCGCUCUGACAGACACUGUCGUCAAUCUUGCCAUUUGCGGCUACAUGAGCAUCGAAGGCUGGCUGUUGAGGAACCCUCAAAGGUACACGUACGAACAUGACGCCAAUGACGCCGAUCCCACAUCUCCCAUCACUCCGGCCACGCCAUUGUUCAAUGUGGUGCCCGUAGACCCAGAAGACCCAGGUACCACCGAGGCUGAAAAGCUCAGAGCCAUCGAAAGCUGCAGACGUUGUCCUCUCUGGGCCCAACCGUCGUUGCCCCGCAUGCUGGUCGUCUUGCAGCGACUCUGCACGCAGAUCUCUGAAUAUCGAGAAAACAUUCCCCGCUUCGACGAGCUGCUGCAACACCGUCGAGAGGCCUUUCAAACAGCCGAUUCGGUUCACGCCACACCCAGCCUUCCAGCGAAACCCGUGCCGCAUCAACACAGUUCAACCCAGACGCCUGACCGCCCAAGCCUGGAGGGGAUUUCCCGAAGCGGCUCGCCAUCGCGUCCAUCGGCCCUUGAGGGCUUCGCACAGCGCCUUCUCUCUGAAUUUGGCACGCCCAGUCGAACCAGCAGCCCUCGCGGUCGCAAAGAACACAGCCGUGGCUCGGGUGCGGCCAGCCCAAUGCCUGGCGGUACGCCGGGUGGCCACGGUGCCUCCACGCCCUCGGCACGGCCUCUCCCAUCAUCAGCUCCUAAGGAGUUCCCGUUCAACUACGAUGACCCAUCGCACAGCGGCGCGCGCGCCUUUUCGCCGAGCAGCGCGGGCGGCGACUCUGCAGCUGCCAGUCAGCAGGCGGCAUUCGCAGCGGUUGAUCAGAGCAUUCUGGCGCGACGGGUCGGCAAACCGGCGAACAUCAAGGCGAUCCCUUUGCGACUCGGCCAGGAUGAACCGGCGCCUGGCGAGGAACGCGUCACAGCGCACGAACCGCCUCCAAAGGACGACGACGAGGAGCAGGAGGUCGAGCGCCAAGGCGACGCAGACACAGAUGACGGGGAGACGCAGACAGGCGACGGAGGCAACGAUGCUGCUGCUGCUGGAGAGGUCGUCGACGACGACGACGAAGAAGAAGAAGGCAGCGAGCGCACCGCGUCCGUGUCGCACGUCAUCACAAACGUGCUCAUUCUGCAAAGCUUUCUUCUCGAGCUCGCGGCUUUGGUGCAGGUGAGGGCGGGGUUGUUUGACGAGGUACGCUUUGCGUAA